AUGUCUCAAGACCUCAAGCGCCGUGCUGACUCCCCCGGUGGUUCCUCGGGGGGCAACGUCGUCGAUCACAUCGCGGCUAACGUGACGGACGAUGUGGAGGCUUCGGCCAGGAGGGGAACCGCAAACGGAGAGCCUCAUGUCAUCAAGGUGCAGCCGUUGAAGCGGAGCGAGAUGCAGCCCUCCUACGCCCAAGAUCUUGGCACCUCUGAGGUCACCCAUGGUGUAUACGGUUCAAUGAUGCAGGCCUUGGGUUCCUGCAUCGGUUUCUGCGGUGCUAUUCCCUGCUGCCCGCUUCCCAGUCCGUUCCGCAACAUUCCUCAAGGGUCCGUUGGGUUGGUCACCAGGUUCGGCAAAUUCUACAAGUCGGUCGACCCUGGUCUUGUCCAGGUCAACCCGUGCACGGAAGGCGUUCGUAUUGUCGAUGUCAAAAUCCAAAUUGCCUCCAUUGGCAGACAGAAGGUCAUCACCCGUGACAAUGUCGACGUCGACAUCGAUUCGGUAAUGUACUUCCAAAUCACCAGCCCCUACCGCGCUGCCUUCGGCAUUUCCGACCUCCGCCAGGCACUCAUCGAGCGUGCUCAAACAACAUUGCGCCACGUUGUCGGCGCGCGCGCUGUGCAGAGCGUCGUCACUGAGCGUGAAGCUAUCGCGUUUGAGAUCGCUGAGAUCGUCGGUGACGUCGCCGACAAGUGGGGUGUUGCCAUUGAGGGCAUACUCAUCAAAGACAUCGUCUUCAGCCCUGAGGUCUCUGCGUCACUCUCCUCCGCUGCACAGCAGAAGCGCCUCGGAGAGAGCAAGGUCAUCGCCGCUCGCGCUGAAGUUGACGCCGCUCGUCUCAUGCGCCAGGCUGCGGACAUCCUCGCUUCCCCUGCUGCGAUGCAGAUCCGUCAGCUCGAGGCGCUCCAGACAAUGGCCAAGACCGCGAACAGCAAAGUUGUCUUCGUUCCCAUGCAACUCCAAAGCGACAUCGUUGGCCAGAUGACGGCGCAUCCCGUGGCAUCGGGGUCUGGGUUGAGAGAAGAGACUGGAGAGGGGAUCGGAGCAGCCGGCCGCGCUGGCUUGCUCAACAGCGUUUCUCAGAUGUAA
Fibroporia radiculosa is the source of this 1086-nucleotide messenger RNA. RefSeq lists its product as uncharacterized. Gene Ontology annotation, cellular component: plasma membrane. The transcript is spliced from 6 exons. Lineage: Eukaryota; Fungi; Basidiomycota; Agaricomycetes; Polyporales; Fibroporiaceae. The coding region runs from base 1 to 1086 and encodes 361 amino acids. The record is from RefSeq and is a predicted model, not a curated record.